Molecule: messenger RNA, 720 nt
Organism: Exophiala spinifera
Lineage: Eukaryota; Fungi; Ascomycota; Eurotiomycetes; Chaetothyriales; Herpotrichiellaceae
Exons: 1
Coding region: 1-720 (239 amino acids)
Source: RefSeq, a predicted model, not a curated record
AUGGUAGAUCAAGGAAGCACACCGAACAUUAAGAAACGUCGAACCAACGCCGCGCAGCCGCCACUUGGACAGAGGCAGGGCCAAAAUCCUGCUUCUAGACAGCGUCAACAAGAUGGUGGAAUCAGUCAACAAGAUACCCUUGGAGGAGCACAGGCGGUGAGUCUGCCAACUCAACCAAGACCGGUGCAGCACCCUCUUGGAGGUACCUUUGCAGGACCGGCGGGCCGAUGGAGACAGUACACUCCCAGGGAAGUCGACGCAUACCACGGUUUGCUGGCGCUUCGAUACGGACCGAUGGUCGAGUUUCCACGAAGUGAGAAUCCAAACCUCACCGUGAACCCAAGCCUUACCAUGUCCUCCCUACCCGGGUUGGUGGUGGGUUCGGAUAACACAAGUGAGAAUCAACCUGCGGGGAGCAAGGACAACAGAACUGUCGCCGUGGCCAACAUGAGACCACCGCCUGCAGGGGCUGCCAACCAUCAACCACAGACUGGAUCUUUGAAACGAACGCAACGCGACUCCGACAACGAAACCCAGGACAGUGGCAACGGCAGGAAAAGACCCAGACCGCCACCGAAGAGAUAUUCCUGCUACUUGUGCGAGUACACCGCGCUCGGCGUGACGUAUGUGUCUCGACACCUGCAGAACAAGCAUGACGUGGCCUCAGAUCAGAUAGAUCAGGUCCGCAUUCGAGCCUCCGAGGUGCAGUGUUUGUGGUAG